Dicrocoelium dendriticum is the source of this 2168-nucleotide messenger RNA. NCBI's taxonomy places the organism in Eukaryota, Metazoa, Platyhelminthes, Trematoda, Plagiorchiida, Dicrocoeliidae. The record is from the annotation of a GenBank genome assembly.
CUACCGUUAAGUUCGAGCCUUUUGCGUUGCACAUGCCUGUGACCGUUCCUUAAACUCUGGGCACCCAUCAAGCCGGUUGUUGAGAACAAGAACUCGUGAAAUCGAAAAGACAAGGUCGUGGAUCUAAUCGGGAUUUAAAGCAAAGGAGAGAUGGACGAACCGGUACCCAGAUGUGCCGUUGUGGACUCAAAGAACCACACGAAUUUUGGUUUCAAAGAAGAGCAACACGGGAAAACCGAGUUUCCUAAGUUGGAAGCACUGUACGAUUCGAGUUCGACGCGGUCGGAAAACGGAGCGGAUGACGAGUGUCUGAUAAAAAAACGGAGCCAAUGGGGAAAACAACUGGAAUUUGUACUCUCUUGCGUCGGAUAUGCUGUUGGUUUGGGGAAUAUAGUUCGGUUUCCCUAUCUAUGUUUACAAAACGGAGGAGGUGCAUUCCUUAUCCCCUAUCUCCUAUACUUGACCAUGUGUGGAAUGUCCUUAUUUUUCAUGGAAACUGCCCUCGGGCAGUCUACAGGGAUGAGCACUAUCAGGAUAUUCAGCAUGAUCCCCUUCUUCGAAGGUAUUGGCUGGUGCAUGGUUUUUAUCUCUGCCAUGAUAUGCGUCAUUUACAGUAUCUUAUCAGGCUACACGAUCUACUACCUCGUCAUGUCGUUUAACUGGGUACUGCCGUGGAGCCAUUGCAACAAUUAUUGGAACACGGAUCAUUGUUUCAGUCAGUCAAUUGAUAUGAAUGAAACCAGAAGCGCAAUCAUGAAUGCUGCGCCAUUCAACUUCUCACACUCGUCGAGUGGACCGAGGAUGAGCGCUGCAGAGGAGUUCUGGAGGUUUAAUGUACUGGAACUGAGUGAAGGAAUUGAAACACUCGGAGGUAUGAACUGGAAGCUGUUUGGUGCAUUGACCGGAUCCUGGAUCAUUACAUACGCAUGUAUGAGUAGAGGAAUACGAUCGGUGGGAAAGGUUGUCUACUUGACGGCAACCCUCCCUUAUGUCCUCCUCACCGUUAUAAUUAUCCGAGGAUGCACCCUGCCAGGUUCCUGGGAUGGACUCAAGUUCUACAUUUUACCCAAUUGGAGCGCUUUAAUGAAGAUACAGGUAUGGAUUGCCGCGGCUACGCAAAUAUUCUAUUCCCUUGGGCCAGCUUGGGGUGGUCUGAUUACAUUCGCCUCAUACAAUCAGUACGACUACAAUAUUUUACGCGACUCAAUGGUCAUACCUCUGAUAUGUGGAUUCACCAGCAUUUACGGUGGAGUGGCCAUUUAUUCCGUGAUUGGACAUCAAAUGUACCUGGCAAACGUGACGGACAUCACACUGUUCCAAGCACAAGGCCCUGGUUUAGCUUUCGUAUCAUACCCUCAAGCGAUAACUCUGCUGCCUGGUGCUGCUAUAUGGAGUGUUCUAUUCUUCUUGAUGUUACUCACGGUUGGAGCGGAUAGUCAGUUUGCAACAAUGGAGUCAGUCGUCAGUGGGCUGACAGACCAAUUCCCGAAGACGCUGGGUCGACACAGAGCGCUCUUUACAUUCAUUGUGUGCCUAGUAGAGUAUGUACUCAGUUUCAUUCUGGUCACCAGGGCUGGAUUCCACUACUUCGUGCUUCUCGAUUCUUAUGCGACCACAUUCAGUGUCGUCGUUAUCGGACUUUUGGAAACACUGACCAUCGCAUAUUUAUACGGUGCCAGACGACUUCUGAGAGACGUGGAAUACAUGAUUGGAUCGAUGCGCAGAUUGACAAAGUACUGGUGGGCGUUCACCUGGUGGGGAUUGGUGCCUAUCAUGACGCUUGUCAUUAUAGUGAACGCCGCUCUGGAUCACAUCACACACGCCGCAGAGUACCAGCAAAACUUUCCCAAUUGGGCUAUUAUACUGGGUUGGAGCCUAACGGGCUUAUCACUCGUGAAAUUGCCAAUCUUAGCAAUUGUCGCACUGCGUCGUCACGGAUGCAACUGGAGGAAGCUAUUCACGCCCGAUGAAGAGUGGCAGCUGCAACUGAAUAGCCGGAGAAUAACAUGCACAUCGGAGAAAAAAGCAAGAACGGCAGCGAUGGACGUGCCUCAGGUAUCAUCACAUUCGUACAUUCAUCAUAGCUCAACUAUGUUGCAAUGACAUGUUGAUAAAUAAAGGAGUGAACCGAAGACCAUCUUUUGUGAAACCGAAACAGCUCAUGACAG